Fulvia fulva is the source of this 1128-nucleotide messenger RNA. RefSeq lists its product as uncharacterized. The record is from RefSeq and is a predicted model, not a curated record. Bases 1 to 1128 code for a protein of 375 amino acids. Gene Ontology annotation, cellular component: cytoplasm; membrane. The transcript is spliced from 2 exons. Lineage: Eukaryota; Fungi; Ascomycota; Dothideomycetes; Mycosphaerellales; Mycosphaerellaceae.
AUGUCCGCAGCCCCGGCCGAAGGCCCAGAAGGCCCCGAUGCCUUCAGCCGGGCCCUGCCCCUCCCCUUCCGCCUCCAACUCGAACUGAUCCUCGGAUUCUGGCUCUGGGGUCUAAACUUGCACGGCUUCUGGCUCUUAAACAUCGAUAUCUUCAGUCUAAUCCGGUACCCUGUUCGACCUGAUGGGGAGGGCGAGCCAGCGUUGCAUACGUCGACGUAUCGACUUGCGGGAGUCCUCACGGGGAUAUGGAUGUUUGCGAUUGUGGUGUUUUGGAAUGUUACGGGGGGAGAGGCGGAGUUGGUUAUUGCGUAUGAUUGGAUUCCGAAUGUGUUGUUCUUUGCUAUGAUGGGGGUGUUGGUUCUGCCGAGGGUGGGAAUUGGGAGGGCGUUGUUUGGGAUGAGGAAUUCGAAUGGUGUGGCGAGGCUGUUUCAGGGAUUGAAAAGGUGCUCUAUUGGAGGCAUUGCGAAGCCUAAGCCGGAGAAGUUUGGGGAUGUGUUGUUGGCGGAUGCGUUGACGAGUUAUUCGAAGCCUAUUUCGGAGGUGUUUGUGACGUUUUGCAUGUUCUUCAAGGGCCUGCAUACGACGAACAAGCCGGACCGACUGUGUGCGCAUGAGGCGAUUGUGCCCUUGGCGAUUGCAUGGCCGUUCAUGAUUCGACUGAGCCAGUGUUUGAAGGAAGGUCAGAGAGCCAACGCGCUGAAGUAUGCGACUGCCUUCCCGGUCAUCAUCUUGAGCUCAAUCGCGAGGAACAAUCCAGGGUAUCAAUUCUUCUGGACCCUAGCAGCCUUGAUAAACUCCCUCUACUCCUUCUGGUGGGACGUCACCAUGGACUGGGACCUCACGCUCCUCUCUCAGACCUACCACGCCCAGCCCGACAAGCCAUUAGGUCUACGGCAGCAUCGAAUCUUCAGACUGCCGAUGAUAUACUACAUCGUGAUCGCCUUUGACCUGAUCUUCCGUUUCGCUUGGUCCAUGAAGCUCUCGUUGCACCUUGUGUAUCUCGACGGUAUAGAAGGCGGAAUCUUCUUGCUGGAGAUUAUGGAACUGGUGCGAAGGUGGGUGUGGGUGUACUUUAGGGUGGAGACAGAGUAUGUACGAAAUCUGCCGGGGGCAGGUAUAGAUCUGUAA